AUGAAUCUCGGCGAAUCUUCAGAGGUUCGUCAGCGGAAAGGAAUCACAAAAUUAGUGGAAGAACUUGAUAUAUUCGAAAAAGUAGUUGAAAAUGUAAAGGAAGAGAAAAAGGCGUCGUCCGGAGCUAGUAAGUGCAACUAUACAUUAUGGUCUUGAUAUUGUAAUUUUAUUUUCCAGUCUCCUUCGUUUGUUUCGGCAUAAUUUUCGUAUUGUUUUGCACAGAAACCUAUGGAUUUAUCUUCAACAAGAAAUACGAUUAUAGGUUUACAGUAGACACCGAGAUGGAUGAGUAAGUUGGAUGUAAUGAAAAUAAUUGAUUUAUUGACUUUCUUGCUAUUGCAGAAUGCCAUUCUUAGACUUAGACAUGAUUAUUGCAACUCCAUGCUCGAUUUUGCAAGUAGCAAGUACGUCGGAUGAAUAUUCUGGUGGCGAUGGACUUUUAAAACAGACUAUCGUCAAAAAUCCAACCAGGUACAUUAUUUUCUUUGUCUUUCCCACUUGUUUGUACUAACAAUGUCUAUUCAGGUUCGAAUUCACGGAAGAAGAACAGAUGUACUGGACAAUUCUACGCCAUGCACACGACCAGUUUAAUAAUAAAGGCAUACGGGCGCUUGAAGAAGUAAUCAAUUAUUCCUAUCUAUUUCCGCUUUCUCAAACAUGUUUUUGACAGCUCGAAUAUGUUGAUGAUGACAUUGAAACCAACCUCGAGCACUUGGCAAAUGAGAAACAGGAACAAGAGGCGGCUGUGAUCAAGGAACAAAGAAAACGGAGUAAGCAGGGCAACAAUCGAGGGACCGGACAAAUUGUAAUUGAAAUAUAUGUAGUGUAGAGUAAUAUGAAUUAUUUUCAGAUGUUCCUAGUGAGCAACGGAAUGGGAAUGUUCCAGUUGGUAGCGGACGCUGGAAAUGACGGCGAAGAAGGUAUGUUGUUACGAAUUUUACUGAAAAAUUUAUAUUACCAUUGAAACCGGUGUAGCCAUGUUGUUCUGCUGCUUUUUUAAGAUUUUGCUAUAAAUUCAUCCUGAAAAUUUCAUAGCCAGCAGGCUUGUGAAUAAUGCAUUAAUGUAAGAUGUUGUUAAUUUUUUCAUAAAAAUUCAUCAAAUUAUAUGAAUUAUAUAAUUUUGACUUCCUCCUUUAGUUUAGCAAGAGAAUUAUAUAGCAGCCAAAUCAAACAGAGAUCAGUUAAAAAAUGAUCUUUGGAUGAACAAUAUGAAAUCUUGAAUUUCAGGUAAGGCAUGUCGACUUCACGGAAAAUUCCGAGUACGCAAAGGACGAGAAGAAAAAAUUGUGAUGUCUAUUCACAACCCAUUAAUGAUGUUCGAUCAUCAAGCGGGAGCCAAUCAACCUGGAAACAUUUCUCACCGAAUUGAAAAAUUCAACUUCGGACCUCGAAUUCCUGGUCUGGUGACUCCGUUGGCAGGAGCUGAACACAUAAGUUAUUCUGGUGAGACCAGAGCAAAACGUUUUGUGGUCCUAAUAAACUCCUUCAGGUCAAGACAUUUACCGAUACUUUAUCAAAGUAGUGCCAACUAAAAUAUAUGGUUAUUUUGGAUACACUAUGUCAUAUCAGUAUUCGGUUACUUUUUUGGUAAGUUUUAAUUAAGAGAAGUGGGGACACGAAAAACUUCAUUCUAGAAAAAAGAGCUUAAAGAAGGCGAGCAUUCUCACGGCGGAAUUCUAUUCGAGUACGAGUUCACGGCAAAUGUCAUUGAGAUUCACAAGUCAUCAGCGUGAGUAGACAGAUAAUUCGAAUAAUGACUUUCUCAAAAAUUAAUGUCUUUCAGAACGUUUGUGUCCUAUAUCAUCAGAAUUUGCUCAAUUCUGGGAGGAGUUUAUGCAACCAGCACCAUUGUCAACAUAAUCGUACAAAUCCUUUUAUCAUUUCUCUAUCCUCAGAGCGAGAAUUUGAAAAACUAUCAAAAUUUGCGGGAUUCCAGAACUACGGUUUCAACUGACGGACCACCUGCUUUCGUUAUGGAUGCCAAUAUGAAAGUUCAUUAA
Molecule: messenger RNA, 2000 nt
Organism: Caenorhabditis sp. 36 PRJEB53466
Lineage: Eukaryota; Metazoa; Nematoda; Chromadorea; Rhabditida; Rhabditidae
Source: the annotation of a GenBank genome assembly